Malassezia globosa CBS 7966 is the source of this 2979-nucleotide messenger RNA. RefSeq lists its product as uncharacterized. The transcript has a single exon. Lineage: Eukaryota; Fungi; Basidiomycota; Malasseziomycetes; Malasseziales; Malasseziaceae. Gene Ontology annotation, cellular component: nuclear envelope; cytosol. Bases 1 to 2979 code for a protein of 992 amino acids. Gene Ontology annotation, molecular function: nuclear export signal receptor activity; small GTPase binding. Gene Ontology annotation, biological process: protein import into nucleus; protein export from nucleus. The record is from RefSeq and is a predicted model, not a curated record.
AUGGAUCCUUCGGACACCCAGCAGCUUGCCUCGCUUGCUUCUCUAUUUCAGCAGACGCUGAACCCAGAACAGCGAAAGGUAGCCGAAGAACAAAUUUCUCAGCUGCAGGUUCAGCCGUACUUUGUUUAUUUGCUGCUGACUCUAAUUCAAUCGGAGUCAGCAUCAACAGCUGUACGCCUCGCUGCAGCUAUCCAGUUUAAGAACAUCUGCAAGCUUCGCUGGGUCGUGGACGAUGAAGCUGACGAGGAUGUACCAAACUCCGUGAGUGAUGAAGAAAAAUAUGGGAUUCGUCAACAGCUCGUUCCAGUGUUGGUCUCGCUGGCAAGCGCACCCUCACCCAGUCAAGCCAUUCUUUCGCAAUUGAACGAAAGUAUUGCUUUGGUGGCUUCUUAUGAUUUUCCAGAUGCCUGGCCAAGUCUCAUUGAUGAACUUGUUUCUCAGCUUUCGACUGAUAACCACCAUAUCUUAUUGUCUGUUCUGUCAACCUCUCACGCAAUUUUCAAGCGCUGGCGCAGUCAAUUCCGGUCAGACGCCCUGUAUAUGGAAAUCAAUUUGGUUCUUGGGAAGAUGGCAAAUCCACUGCUAGAACUUUUACAACGUAUGCACUCAUUGCUAAUGGAUCCGUCGACGCCGUCAUCCACCAUGCAACCGCUAGCAAUGUGCUUGAUGCUUCUUUUGCAGUUAUUCUACGAUUUGUCUGCUCAAGAUCUUCCCCCUCAAUUUGAGGAUGCCAUACCGACCCUCUCACCUAUGUUCACAAGCCUACUCUCCUACAGUCGCCCAGAACUGAUCGGCGACGAGGACGAUGUAGCUCCUAGUCCGUUGGUCAAAAUUCGAAGCAGUGUUUGUGAAAUCUUCGAAUUGUAUGCUAAACGUUAUUUGGAUGUAUUACCUCAGCUUCCUGACUAUGUUCAAGCCGUUUGGGACAUGCUGGGUACAUAUGGCCCGGCAGAGAAAUACGAUGUGAUCGUUAGCAAGGCAAUCGGCUUCCUCUCAACCGUUGUGCGUAUGGGGAAUCAACGCGAGCUUUUCCAAGCGGAUUCAACAUUGGAGCAAUUCUGCACGGCUAUUAUUUUGCCGAAUAUUCAACUGCGUGACAUCGACGAGGAGAUUUUCGAAGACAAUCCCAUGGAAUAUAUUCGCCGCGAUCUUGAGCAAAGUAUCGAAAUAGACACGCGCAGACGGGCUGCAUGUGAAUUUGUUCGUGCUCUUUUGGAGCAAUUUUCAACACAGAUUACUGCUAUAUGCUCGCGCCACAUCCAAGCCUACUUGGCUGAAUUCCAGGCCAAUCCUAUGGUCAACUGGAGACGAAAGGAUGCUGCCAUAUAUCUUUUAACUUCUAUUGCAGCACAGAGCUCCACUAUGCAGCAUGGUGUGUCCUCGACCAAUGCUCUCGUUGACGUGGUCCAGUUUUUCUCCAAUCAUGUGCUUCAAGACCUUCAGCCUGACAAUGAUACAGCCAAAGCACAACCCAUUCUUCAAGUCGAUGCCAUUAAAUACCUGUACACGUUCCGCAACCAAUUGACCAAGGACCAGCUUUUGUCUGUGUUGCCAUUGCUUGUUCACCAUCUUAGUUCAACGAACUAUGUAACGUGCACAUACGCUGCAAUUUCGAUCGAGCGGAUACUUUUUAUCCGUGUCAAUGGUCAUCGAUUACUGAAUUCUACAGAUAUUGAGCCAUUCACGCGAAACAUGCUGGAAGCUCUUUUUGCAGCUGUAGAACAACAUGAAACACCGGAAAAAGUGGCUGAGAACGACCAUGUCAUGAAAUGUGUCAUGCGUGUACUCCUGGUUGCCAAGAAGUCGGUGGAGCCUUACGCGGGACAAUUGCUUGAGCACCUUGUGUCAAUCAUUCAGGUUACAAGCCGAAAUCCAAGCAAUCCUCGGUUCACUCAGUUCCUAUUUGAGUCUGUAUCAACACUACUGAGAUUCACGGGCUCGUCGUCAACGGCGCAAGUGGCCAUGAUGGAAGAACGUCUUUUCCCAGUUUGCACAGAAAUUCUCCAGGCGGAUGUGGCCGAGUAUAUCCCGUACGUAUUCCAAAUUCUUGCGCAACUUUUGGAGGCACAUGCCAACCUGGAUUCUGUGCGUCAACUGCCGGAGGCCUAUGCAUCGCUUCUCCCGCCACUCUUAAUGCCCGCGUUGUGGGAAAAGAAAAGUCAUGUCCCUGCUCUCGUUCGUCUCAUGAAAGCAUAUCUGAAGCAAUCGCCUGCUCAUCUUGUGCACAAAGGCCAUGUUGAAUCGUGUUUGGGAAUCUAUCAAAAGCUUAUUUCGAGCAGGCUUAAUGACGCUUAUGGCUUCGAUCUUCUUCGUUCAAUGAUCAUUCAUUUGCCACCCGAGCCGCUAGCUCCCUACAUGCAGCCUGUAAUUACACUCAUGCUUGUGCGUCUGCAGUCAAGCAAGACAGACAGGUUUUCUCAACAAUUUGUCUUGUUUAUCGGAUUUCUGUGCGGCCUGCAAAGACAAGGAUAUCCAGAAGCCGUUGUCCAACUCUUCGACAGUGUGCAAAGUGGACUCUUUGGUCAAAUUGCUGAGAAUGUCAUUUCUCCAGACCUGUCGAAAUUGACAGCGAAACUGCGUUUCAAUACAGCUGCUGGAAUUAUUCGUCUUCUGACUCAGAGCUACUCCAUGUUAUCAACAUAUGCAAAUGCUUGGCCUGCACUGGCUAUCAGUGUCAUGCACCUUUUAUUGCAGACGGGCCCUCCAACACACGAAAUCACCGAAGACGAUGGCGCUGAUUUGGAUGAACAAGGUUUCCAAGCCUCUUACUCACAAUUAGCCUCCGCGGGAUCUGCUACUGAUGAAGUAGGUGCUGAGUCUUGGGCUGGACCAGAUCUUUGGGCCUACUUCGCUCGUCAGCUAGGCGAAGCAAGGACACUGCGAUCCGAGUCACUAGCACCUUUGUUGCAGCAAGUGCCAAAUGACGUGCUUAUGAAGCUAAAUGAGGCGCUGCAGAGAGAACAUGUCACCAUCUCGUAA